CACGAGACGGGUUGCAAUGGUGCCGAUAGCUGUGCUUCGCGACCAACGCGAAAUCUGUGAUCCUGAUUUCUUCUACUAAUCUAGCGUUCAGAAUCUACCGAGUGUGUAACAAGAAAACAUGUGAGUAAAUUUGCUAUAAAAUCCAAGACUUAAAAGAAUGUAAAUAUGGCAGAAGGUGGAACAGAACCAAAGUCCAACGACAAUCAAGUACCUAAACUUCAGCUUGAAGUGAACGAAUGUCUUGGUAACUGGCUAGUGUACUUACAGACUCUCAAUGGCCUAUGCACGGCAGGUACAAAGUUAGCUCAGUCGCUGCAAACACUUUUGUCCGCUCAUGAUACAUUGGCACAAUAUAGAUUAACAGGACAGUGUCUGGCCGGUUGGGAAGAACUCACAAGAGCAACCUAUGUAGCCAGCAAUACGGUAAAGAAUCAUAUUAUCUCUGCAUUAAGAGACCACGAAGCAAGAGAAAACGAAGGGGAUAAGCACGAUAUACUUAGAGAUAAUCUAUUGACAUUUAUAAAUCUACAAUAUCAGUUUUGUGUUGCCUGCUGUGAUUGUCUAGGAGGCAUGGCAGAAUGCUCUUGUUCUCAAAGUGGUACCGCUGAAUGCGACAUCGCCUCUCUUCAGCAGUGUUUCGAAAGACUGUACAGUUCACCACCACUGGUACCUUCGUCGUCUGCGCAACAGGCUGUACAAAAUUGUCACAGAUCACCUUUACCGUAUCCUUUAUUUCCUCUGCAGGUUCAGAGGAGAUGGUCUGAAACUGCAGCUGCGGAAAUGUCGGGUGAAGUUUCGGAGAGUGCAAUGAGAAGGUGGUCUAUGCCAUGGGACUGUCGAAAUAUUACAGAUUGGCCACGGCAAGAUGUUCGAUCGCGAUUAAGGGUUCCUCAACAAGACAGAAGUAGAUCCACUACACCAGACACAAUAUGGAAAACAUCUACCAUGGCUAGUCAAGAUGGCUUACAAGAAGCAAUUCAAUUGCUUUCUUGUAAACCAGGAGUUAGGCCUCUAAAUCAGUUGUCUGCCUAUACUAACCAGCAUAUUCCGGGCGUUACUUUAACAACGUGCAAUUUCGAGUCAAACUACGAUCCGACUAUUUGGACAGGAUCUCGUAAAGUUGGUUCUUCGAGGUGUUGGCCGCACGAUUCUCACUCGAGCGAUCAUUCUGAUCAAUCGGGACGACGCGAGAGCGAUCAAAGCGUGCACAGUGGAGAGCAUAGAGAUUCAGAACAAAGUGGAACCAGUGGUAGUCACGGGGACAGCAAAGAUAGCAUUCAUUCGCAUAGCGAUCAUAGAGAAGUCGAACUUGGCACUGUAGACGUAUUGCCGUCACGAAAAAGCAGCUCUUCGACAGAUUCUUGCAUAUCAGCCCAUAGUCGUUCAGGUUCCGAGAGCGCUGGUGGUGGGGAAUGCGCGAGAUCUCAGUUAUAUUCAAUGUGGAUCGGCAGCGAUUUGCCUUUCAUUAAAUUACCGGAAAGCAAUGAAACGCAAGACGAACAUCCACCCGUAUAAAUACUUUCUUUCCUUUUUUUCGAAUGCUAUCGCCGUUUAUUAAACGAGAGCGAUCAAAAUCGUUCGUUUUAUUAUAUUUAUAAGCGUGAUGAUGCAGUAACGCGCGUUAACAAUGCAUAUACGAGUUAAUGUGCGUGAUAUCGUUGAAAAGACGCGUAAAACGCGGCAUUUGAUGUUUAAUAUAACAAAGUAGAGUUGAAUGAGUGUGUUUGUAUAUCGCGCGAUAGAUCGGUACGUAAUCAUUCGAAGAAUAGAGCGAACUAGAAGGUUUUCGAUUGUCUGCGGUAAUUUAUUCACGAACGACUAUUUGCUGUCGGUUCCGUUUCCCCUUUCUAGUCUGUCGAUAAUUUUCAGGGGAAAAUUGUUCGUCGUAAUUUUCUUUUCUUUUUUUUCUUUUUUUUUUACCGGAAUUUUGUUCCCGAGUUCCACUCUUCGUUCAAUAUGGUAAAGCUUUAAUGGAAUUUUAAGUAUCGAUAUUACUCUAAUGUUGUUAUAUAUAUAUAUAACCGCAUGAAUUGGAAAUUAAAAAGUUGAACAUUUUCCUAUUCGUUCCUUCAUACUGUCUCCAUAUCGUGCAUUGGCAUAAACCAAGUGCAGUAUUAAACCAUAUCGUAUAAAUUACAUUCCCUGUGAUUUGAUUAUUCAUCAUGUGUGCACAUCGUCGAUCGAUCGUACAAACGAUCUGUGCUCCUCUAAAGAGCAUACCCCCCUAUCAUUCUUUUACCGCCGUUCUUACGCUGUCGUUCAACCAUAAGCCUGGCUUUUAUCGUUUCAAUAGACGUGAACUGAUUCGAGAAACACGUGGUAGGGGGAUAGACGUUAGAGGAACACGGAGAACGGUUUUUAUCCGAACGAUAUAUUAUAAUUGACGUAUAGAGAGUAUACGCGUCAAUCGGUUGCGAGUGAUUUAAUACAUGUAUACAAUUUGAUUCAUAUGGCACAGAAAAAUAAAACAUUCGACACUACAGGGGGCUACUUACAUACAUAUUCGACAGUUUUAAAAACGAGCGGUGACCUUUCGCGUGCUAUGCCGCUGGAGUCACGCUAGAAACCAGUCAGUUCCUAACCGCCGCUAUAUCUGGCCGCGGUUUCUUCUUGCGUCUGCUUAGCUAAACUUAAACGCGAUACCAUUAGAUGCGUCUACAGUCGAUGGCUUUCAGCCUUACUGACCGUGAUCGUUUAAAUUACAUGUUGCAACGAGCGU
Molecule: messenger RNA, 2719 nt
Organism: Habropoda laboriosa
Lineage: Eukaryota; Metazoa; Arthropoda; Insecta; Hymenoptera; Apidae
Exons: 10
Coding region: 166-1515 (449 amino acids)
Source: RefSeq, a predicted model, not a curated record